CCCGUGGUUCACAGUCAGUCAUGAUCAGGUGGCUGAUCACCUUGUCAGGAGAGACCUCUUUUGCUGCCUGUUCACUGCCUUGAGCACUGCUGACCAUGUCCUGCCGGACGAAAAUAACUCCGGUGCCAUGGAGCAAACUUGGGAUUCUUACAUCAAUUCCCUAAAUCGGAACUCCUUACCCAGACAAGUGGAGGUGACCGAGGGAAGCUAUUUUUCAGGGUCCCUCGAAAACCUGUCAUUCUCCAAAGGGGAUGUCAUCACGGUGGUUGACCUGGAGCCGAUUCUUGUCAGAGCAGAAGUGAAGGACGGUGAGCGAGUUCUGGACUUGGUCGAUAUACCUCUCGGAUACGAAGGGAACUUCCAACUGGUUGCAGACCCGGUUUCUUUUGAAACUGUGGCUGAUUUAAUCCAUUCUGUCCGACUUCCCCAGAGUCCUGUGGCCCAUAGAAGUCCUCCCCGCUUCCAGAACUUAAUCCCCAUCUCCACAGAUGAUGUGCCCAUGAAGCUCAGGAAAGGAGAAACACUGUCCUUAAUUGGCUUUGAAGAGAGUCAGGGGAGGAGGCUGCUACGAUGCGAGGUGCUGAGGAAGACGCCCCCCCUGAAACUGCUCCUCCCCAUGGACUGCAGGGGCCACUUCCUGGAAUGCCAGGAUGACCAGCUCUACUCCAUUGACACCAUCGUGAGGUGGAAGCUGCUUGCAGGGAGGAAGCGCAGGGUUAGGGUGCAAGCCGGACAUCGCCUGAGGCUUCUUAGCCCCCUGGUUCCAGAGCACUUCCGUGGACAUUUAGUUUUGCAUCCCUGUUUCUCAGUGAUGGCAUAUCUGCCAGGUGAGACCCAGGUUAGCAUCCCCUCCGAUCUGGACAUCAGUGUAACUGAGAUCGCCGGCUUAGAUCGUAAGCCCAGGACAACAAUGAGGCAAAUAUUCAGCAUGGAAGAAAACAAGUUCCCAGUGAGAAUCAAAAUAACUAGCGUGGUCCUGACGGAGAACGAGGUGUGCCCAAAGCCUCUGAAGUGUGGGCAGCUCUUAACCAUCCUCAGGACAGAGAAUGUGAGGAAAUUCGUCGCCACUGAGAUUUCCCAAGGAAAGAAAGGGAGGCGUUUUCUCAUCCCGUACACCUAUCAGGGUCUGGUACAUAGGAGAGGCCGUUACUUUUAUGCUGUCUCUGAUGUCGCUGCUGCCAUGCAACACGGACAGGUCUACUUCCAGGCCUCCAGGGACUACACCUCCUUCCUGGGGCCUUCCGCAUCUUUCGCAGCCGACGAGUGCUUCCUGGCCCUGAAGAAGACUGUGGUGUUCGCCAAGUUUCACAAUGAGCUGCACAGGGUGAAGGUCCUCAAGUGCCUGAACAUUGCCACCAAAGACCAGGUCAAACUGCCUUUGUUCGCAGUAGGAGAGUUCCUGGAGCUGUUCGAUGGCGCUGGACCAGGGACCCUGCAGGAGCUAUGCCAAGUCACGAGACUGCCGUGCCACGUCAGCGUGGCCAGCCCGGAUCCCUCCAUGACUGAGGAGGAGGAGGACCCCCUGUAUGGAACUGAGGAGCUGAGAAUUGAAAAUGUCGUCGUUGAACGAUGCCUCAUAGCCAAAGAUGAACCGUCUCUGGAGGACAUGAUCGCCUCAGGGGACAUAUACAGGGAGUGGCCAGAAGCCACAUUUGCAAUCCCGAUUGAGAAGUCAAGCUUCGAGGUCUCAGUGGUAGAAGAGCCUUCCUGGAUAGCUGAUGUCGAGAAAGAGAGAUGCACGCCUCUCCAGAGCAUCCAGGAAGUCACCGAAAAGUCUCUGGCCUUCAGUAAUUGCUUGGUUAUCCCCCGUCCUCCUCCACUUGCUCCAAAGCUCAGAGGUCUGUUUUAAAAACAGAAAACGUGACUGUCAUCCCUCCCUUUGUUUACAGAAUCAUCAGCUGAGUGUUUGGAGUUUUCCAGAGCUAAAGGGAGCCCCCAGAGGUGGGAGCCUGGAUCACAGGUGUCAACGAGACACUAUUUCCAUCACCCCUGAACAUUUGCUGUAAGAUGUGUUAUCGUUCUGUCACUGUGACAAAAUGCUUGAGAUAAUCAACUCAUGAGAGGAAAAGGUUCCUUUUGGGCUCA
Rattus rattus (black rat) is the source of this 2085-nucleotide messenger RNA. Its product is annotated as protein THEMIS3-like. The transcript is spliced from 4 exons. Gene Ontology annotation, biological process: T cell receptor signaling pathway. Bases 128 to 1849 code for a protein of 573 amino acids. Lineage: Eukaryota; Metazoa; Chordata; Mammalia; Rodentia; Muridae. The record is from RefSeq and is a predicted model, not a curated record.